GUAUUUAAAACAGAAAGUGGAGAGAGGCUCCUGGAGAUAAAUGCCCACGAUGAUGAAAUACUUUGUUGCGCUUUCUCUGCAGAUGGUGAAUAUGUAGCAACGUGUUCAGCUGAUAAAAAAGUGAAGAUCUGGAAUUCAAGAACAGGCCAGUGUAGGUGUGUAUAUGAAGAACAUUCAGAGCAGGUCAACUGCUGCCAAUUCAAUAACAGGAGUGGUCAGUACCUUUUAGCCACUUGCUCAAAUGACACCUUCAUCAAACUUUGGGAUUUGAACAAAAAGUACUGUAGAAAUACGAUGAUUGGUCAUGAAAACUCCGUCAAUCACUGUAGAUUUUCACCAAAUGAUGAAUAUGUUGCUAGUUGCUCAACAGAUGGAACAGUUAAGCUUUGGGAAGCACGCUCAGCAAAUGAAUUGAAAAGUAUUGAGAUAAAAGAUUUCUUCAAAAAUGCAGAUGAGCAGCCAGAUGACGUGGAGGUUUUAGUAAAAUGUUGUUCUUGGUCCAGAAAUGGUGACAUGAUUUUGGUGGUAGCUAAAAAUAAGCUUCUGCUUUUUGAUGUUACAACAUGCAAUUUGUUGUCACAAGUCAUCAUAAGUCAUCACAGCACAAUCCAAUACUGUGACUUUUGUCCUGGUGAUGAGUUAGUAGCAAUUGCAUUGCCUCACUGUUCUGUCGAGUUAUGGAAUAUUAAAACUUUAUCAAAAGUGGCAUAUUGCAGGGGACACAUGAGCUGGGUUCACUGUGUGACAUUUUCACCAGAUGGAUCUUUAUUUCUAACAUCAUCUGAUGACCAGACAAUACGUAUUUGGGAAACAAAGAAAGUGUGCAAGUCUUCUGAUGCUGUGCUAAAAAGUGAACUAGAUGUUGUAUUUCACAAUGGUGAAGUGAUGAUUUUAGCAAUUUAUAAUCAGAAGCAUUUACAACUUGUCAAUGGAAAUACGGACAAUGUUAUCAUGCAGACAGCAGCUCAAGAAGCCCCCAUUUCCUGCUGCUGCUUAAGUGAAGAUCUUAAAUUCGCAGCUUUUGGGCAGGAGAGUGGAACAAUAAAGGUAUUACAGUUGUUGGAUGGGAAAGUUCUGAAGUCCCGGGAGGCCUACAGGACAUCCGUGCAGCAUUGUCGAUUUACAUCUGAUUGUCAGACUCUCGUUUCGAGUGCUCACGAUUCAGUUGUACAGGUAUGGAAUUGGCACUUGAAUGAGUGUCUGCUUCUAAGAGGACAUAAGGAAGCAAUUAAGGAUUUUAGACUUCUAGAAAAUUCAAAACUUCUUUCCUGGUCUUUUGAUGGAACUGUUAAGGUUUGGAAUAUUGCUACUGGAGACGCAGAAAAAGAUUUUGCUUGCCAUGGAGGUGCUGUUCUUUCCUGUGCUGUUUCACCUGAUGGUAGUAAAUUUUCAUCUACUUCUGCUGACAAAACUGCGAAGAUAUGGAGCUUUGAAAGUUUGUUGGUUCUUCAUGAGCUGAGAGGUCAUGAAGCCUGUGUGCGGUGCUGCGCUUUCUCUCCUAAUAACAGAUUACUGGCCACUGGAGAUGACAAAGGAGAAAUAAGGAUUUGGGACAUUUUAACAGGUGCAUUACUUCACCUCUGCUCCCCAGUUACUGUAGAUGAAGGAGAACCAACACACGGUGGUUGGGUGACAGACCUCUCAUUUUCUCCUGACAGUAGGAUGCUUGUGUCAUCUGGAGGCUAUCUUAAGUGGUGGGAUGUAACUACUGGAGAAUCCUUACAAACCUUCUACACAAAUGGAACAAACCUCAAGUCAAUCCACGUGUCCCCUAAUUUCAAAGUGUGUGUGACUGUUGAUAAUCUUGGUAUUCUUUAUGUAUUACAGAAGAUGUGA
Apaloderma vittatum (bar-tailed trogon) is the source of this 1836-nucleotide messenger RNA. Its product is annotated as apoptotic protease-activating factor 1-like. The record is from RefSeq and is a predicted model, not a curated record. The transcript is spliced from 14 exons. NCBI's taxonomy places the organism in Eukaryota, Metazoa, Chordata, Aves, Trogoniformes, Trogonidae. The annotation marks the transcript as partial. Gene Ontology annotation, molecular function: protein binding.